CCACAUUGCUGAGCAGCAGAUAAAACCCAAACCAGUUGAGAUUCAAUGUUCAAACCGGGAAUCCAACAAAAGAAAAGAGUUCAAACAGGGUAGCUUCCUUGGGCUUGUGGGGGAGACACCAUGAGUUUAGAUGCUUCAGCCCAUAUACGAGUCUAUUGCUACCCAGCUUGACUCAGUUGACCCUCUUCUUUUUCUUUUUCCUGUAAACAAUAACGAUGCACAUGCAUACACGAAGCUCGUGCCAUUAAAGAAUGGAAAAAAUGAGUCAGCCCACCUCGUAGUUUGAAUGAGUUAUCUACCAACGUCAAAGAUGCUACGUGUGAACGAAUAAUAAAAUAAAAAUUUCAGAGGACAUGACUCUCUCUUGUUUGUUUUUUCUUUCUCUCUGAAACCAUCACUUCCUAACGCCACUUGGUAUAUAAAAACAUACCUUGACAAGUAAACCUACACAAACUUCCACAAAACCAGACGGAGAAGAUGCCUGAAUACUGUGUAACUGGAGGAACAGGCUUCAUAGCUGCUUACUUAGUGAAAGCCUUGCUAGACAAGGGCCAUGUUGUCCGCACCACGGUUCGAAACCCAGAGGAUGGGGGGAAGGUGGGUUAUUUGUGGGAGUUUAAUGGAGCCAAUGAAAGGCUCAAGGUGUUGAAAGCUGAUUUGAUGGUGGAAGGAAGCUUUGAUGAGGCUGUACGAGGCGUCGAUGGAGUCUUCCACACUGCAUCACCCGUUCUUGUUCCAUACGACGACAAUGUUCAGGCAAAUUUGAUUGAUCCAUGUAUAAAGGGCACACUGAAUGUUCUGAAUUCAUGCUCAAAAGCACGUGUAAAACGGGUUGUGCUCACCUCUUCUUGCUCUUCAAUAAGAUAUCGUUACGAUGCCCAUCAGGCCUCUCCUCUCAACGAAUCACAUUGGAGUGAUGCUGAGUACUGCAAACACUACAACCUCUGGUAUGCUUAUGCAAAAACUACAGCAGAGAAGGAGGCCUGGAGAAUUGCUGGGGAGAGCGGAAUGGAUCUCGUUGUGGUGAAUCCGUCGUUCGUGGUUGGUCCUCUGCUAGCACCACAACCAACCAGCACUCUAUAUAUGAUACUGGCUAUACUGAAAGGUUCAAGAGGGGAGUACCCGAACACGACAGUAGGAUUUGUGCACAUAGAUGAUGUGGUAGCUGCGCACAUUUUAGCAAUGGAGGAAAGCAAAGCGUCGGGAAGGCUGAUAUGUUCGAGCUCGGUUGCCCACUGGUCGGAGAUCAUUGAGAUGCUGAGGGCCAAAUAUCCAUCCUAUCCAUAUGAAAACAAGUGUAGCAGCAUGGAAGGAGACAGUAAUCCACAUAGCAUGGAUACCAGUAAAAUUGCUCAACUGGGAUUUCCACCUUUCAAAACGCUUGAAACAAUGUUCGAUGACUGCAUCACUAGUUUCCAACAGAAAGGAUUUCUAUGAAAGAAUCGCACAAGGCUUUGCUUUUGAGUGCGUUCCAAGUUUCGUUUUUAGAUAUAGUUUGAGCUUUCAUCCUUGCACCCGAGCCCUAAGUUCGAUUUUUCCCUCCUUCAGUAUCACUAUAAAUAUUAUGUGUGGAAUGAGCAAGGGUGAUAAAGCAGGAUCUCCAUCCUUAUUUGUGUUUUGUUAUGUUCUUCUUUUCCUUUGAUUUCAAUUAAUCAAAAGGAAAGAGACAUUCCUCGCUUUGAUUUCAAUCCAAAGAGAACCGUUAAUCACGGUUUCUUCUUGUUUAGUCA
This is a messenger RNA of Pyrus x bretschneideri (Chinese white pear), 1730 nucleotides long. RefSeq names its product tetraketide alpha-pyrone reductase 2-like. Gene Ontology annotation, molecular function: oxidoreductase activity, acting on the CH-OH group of donors, NAD or NADP as acceptor. The transcript has 6 exons. Bases 478 to 1437 code for a protein of 319 amino acids. The record is from RefSeq and is a predicted model, not a curated record. Lineage: Eukaryota; Viridiplantae; Streptophyta; Magnoliopsida; Rosales; Rosaceae.